AUCAUAGAAUUUAAUGUAGUUAAAUUUAUCAAAAUGAAAGUAUUUUGUCCCACAUUCUUUCUACAUUAUUAAUUUGUGGUCUUUAUAUUACAAAUCAACCUAAUUUAAUAAUUAGGUAAAUGUUGUCUUUACUAUAAUUAAAUUUAUUUUUUCCCUCCAUAUUAAUUGCCUAAACAUCCUCCCACUCUUCUUUAUAAGCUAACUUUUUUUUUCUUUCUUUCUCCAAAUUGAGAGAGUGAGAGAAGAAAAAUGAAGCACUUUUCUUUGGCCAUUCUUUUGGUAAUUUUGAUCCACCAACACAAUUUUGUAGAAGCAACAAAAAAUGGUUUCAUCAGAACUUGGGGGCACCAUUUUAUGCUGAAUGGUAAUCCAUACUAUGCAAAUGGAUUCAAUGCCUACUGGUUAAUGUAUGUAGCUUCUGACCCAUCUCAGAGGUUCAAAGUUUCAUCUGCUUUUCAAGAAGCUUCUAGCCAUGGACUCACUGUGGCUAGAACUUGGGCUUUCAGUGAUGGAGGUUAUAGACCUCUUCAGUAUGCUCCUGGCUCAUAUAAUGACCAAACUUUUAAGGGGCUUGAUUUUGUUGUAGCUGAGGCCAGAAAGCAUGGGAUUAAGCUUAUACUGAGUUUGGUUAACAAUUAUGAGAGCUUUGGUGGGAAAAAGCAGUACGUGAAUUGGGCUAGAAAUCAAGGGCAGUAUUUGACAUCUGAUGAUGAUUUUUUUAGGAACCCUAUUGUCAAAGGCUACUACAAGAAUCAUGUAUCUACUGUUCUUAACAGAUACAACAGUUUCACUGGGCUUCACUACAAAAAUGACCCAACAAUCAUGGCUUGGGAGCUUAUGAAUGAGCCCAGAUGCACUUCUGAUCCUUCAGGAAGGACUAUUCAGGCAUGGAUAACAGAAAUGGCUGCUCAUGUUAAGUCCAUAGACAGAAAUCACUUGCUUGAAAUUGGUUCAGAAGGGUUUUAUGGACAAUCAUCUCCUCAUAGAAGGAGUCUCAAUCCUGGUUUAAAUAUUGGGACAGAUUUCAUUGCAAACAACAGAAUCCCUCACAUUGAUUUUGCUACUGUUCAUUCUUAUCCUGACCAAUGGUUAACAGGAGCAAAUGAUCAAAACCAGCUUUCUUUCUUGAACCAAUGGCUAGACUCACACAUCCAAGAUUCACAAAACAUUCUUCGAAAGCCAUUACUUCUAACCGAAUUUGGGAAAUCUUCGAAAGAUUCUGGCUACAACACAUACCAGAGAGACCAGCUCUUCAACACAGUGUACAACAAGGUAUACUCAUCAGCUAAAAGAGGAGGAGUUGCAGCUGGGGCAAUGUUUUGGCAACUUUUAACCGACGGGAUGGACUCUUUUCGCGACGGUUAUGAGAUAAUUCUGAGCCAAAGUUCCUCAACUGCAAAUAUAAUUACUCAACAGUCUCACAAGCUUGAUCAGGUCAGAAAAAUCUUUGUAAGGAUGAGAAAUGUUGAGAGGUGGAAGAGGGCAAAAGCAGCUAGAAGAGCCCAAUGGUUAAGCCGAAACAGAGGAAAACGCAUAGGAAACUAAAGAAAAAUAAGGACUUUGACUAAAAAUUAUAGAAUGAACAAUGCCUUAAAAAAAUACUUAUUUAUAUACUUGUUUAAGCUUAAUUAGUUUGUUUAGUGUUUUGCUUGGAAUUGUUUCUCUUAGAGAUGAAUGUGUUAUUCGUCCAGGAGGGUAGUGAGUAUUGUUUUUUUGUUUCUUCGUUAUAUGUCCCAAGUUGCUAUUUUUUAAUCAACAAGAGUGACUAAAGUUUGUGUCAUUUUGUUUCAAGUUGUUGUAACCAAUUAAAGAACAAAUGUCAUUUGGUGUUCAAGGUA
This is a messenger RNA of Cannabis sativa, 1838 nucleotides long. RefSeq names its product mannan endo-1,4-beta-mannosidase 7. The transcript is spliced from 5 exons. NCBI's taxonomy places the organism in Eukaryota, Viridiplantae, Streptophyta, Magnoliopsida, Rosales, Cannabaceae. The coding region runs from base 250 to 1545 and encodes 431 amino acids. The record is from RefSeq and is a predicted model, not a curated record. Gene Ontology annotation, molecular function: hydrolase activity, hydrolyzing O-glycosyl compounds.